AUGACGAGUAAAAGUAGUGGGGGUGAAGAAGAUGGGGGCAUCCGUAACGGUCAAGCCUCUUCGGACUUUCCCACUCUCACAGAGGCUGCAACGGUUGUUUUAACUGAGGAAGAACUGCUAAAUCUUCGGCGUAAUCUCACAGAGGAAAAGAUUGCACAUGCCAAGUAUUUGCGAUCUCAUCCAGAGAUUGAUGCCAUCAUGCGGUGUGCAAUGCAAAUGCUCAUCAUGCAGCGCCCCGAUGACCCUGUGAGUGAUCUACUAGAGUUCUUUGCUAACACUGACCUAAAGGCUGUUCUACAGGCAAAGGAGGAGGAGCGUGUACGCAAGGAGGCCCUUGUAAAACAGCAACAUGAAGUUAUGCGUGCAUUGCCUCCAUGA
This is a messenger RNA of Trypanosoma theileri, 378 nucleotides long. RefSeq lists its product as uncharacterized. The transcript has a single exon. Lineage: Eukaryota; Euglenozoa; Kinetoplastea; Trypanosomatida; Trypanosomatidae. Bases 1 to 378 code for a protein of 125 amino acids. The record is from RefSeq and is a predicted model, not a curated record.